AUGACAGGGCUCGGCGAGAGAUUCUUACACCUGGUCGCAAAGGCGCUCUCGCUGCCACCAGAUACCUUUCUGCCGUUCCUAUCGGACCAGCAUCGGCUGAAGCUGGUUCGCUACCCAGGACUUCCCGAGAGCCAGGCUGGAGGCCAGGGUGUUGGACCUCACAAAGACUCUUCAGGAUGGUGGACAUUCUUACUGCAGGCCUCACCGCCACACAUUAAGGGUCUACAAGCCCUCAACAAGAACGGCGACUGGAUCGACGUGUCUGUCGUACCAGGGUCCUUCGUGGUGAAUAUCGGCCAGGCCUUUGAGGUUGUUACGAACGGGGUUUGCAAAGCAACGACGCACCGCGUGCUCUCUGGCUCUCUGGAAAGGUACAGCGUGCCCUUCUUCCAAGGUGUCAGGCGAGGCUUGACCAAAGAGGAGGCUGUCGGGACGUUGAGAGCACAUUUCGAGAAGCCCGAGAUCAGAGGUUUAUCGCUAGAGUCCGAGGAAGGGAGGGAGAUCGACUCGGCCUUCCUGAAAGGCAAGUAUGACACGUGGGGUGAGAAUCAAUUGCGGACGAAGAUUCGGAGUCAUCGGGAUGUUGGACAAAAGUUUUACGCAGAUGUGUUUGAUAAGUACGUCAACGAUGACCAAUAA
Messenger RNA from Colletotrichum chrysophilum, 639 nucleotides. RefSeq lists its product as uncharacterized. NCBI's taxonomy places the organism in Eukaryota, Fungi, Ascomycota, Sordariomycetes, Glomerellales, Glomerellaceae. Bases 1 to 639 code for a protein of 212 amino acids. The transcript has a single exon. The record is from RefSeq and is a predicted model, not a curated record.